Frieseomelitta varia is the source of this 1095-nucleotide messenger RNA. RefSeq lists its product as uncharacterized. Gene Ontology annotation, molecular function: DNA binding; protein heterodimerization activity; structural constituent of chromatin. The transcript is spliced from 2 exons. Gene Ontology annotation, cellular component: nucleosome. The record is from RefSeq and is a predicted model, not a curated record. NCBI's taxonomy places the organism in Eukaryota, Metazoa, Arthropoda, Insecta, Hymenoptera, Apidae. The coding region runs from base 62 to 946 and encodes 294 amino acids.
UAUCAUUCUUGUAUCGUAUACUUGACUGAAGUGUUUUCUGCGUUUUCUGCGAUUUGAAACAAUGGCCCGCACCAAGCAGACUGCUCGUAAAUCAACUGGUGGAAAGGCUCCACGAAAACAAUUGGCUACUAAGGCUGCUCGUAAGAGUGCCCCAGCUACUGGCGGAGUGAAGAAACCUCAUCGCUACAGGCCGGGAACUGUUGCCCUUCGUGAAAUUCGAAGAUACCAAAAGAGCACUGAAUUACUCAUCAGGAAAUUGCCAUUCCAACGUCUGGUUCGUGAAAUCGCUCAAGAUUUCAAAACCGAUUUGAGGUUCCAGAGCUCUGCUGUCAUGGCCUUGCAAGAAGCUAGCGAAGCUUAUCUCGUUGGUCUGUUUGAAGACACCAACUUGUGCGCAAUCCAUGCUAAGCGCGUAACAAUUAUGCCUAAAGACAUUCAAUUGGCUCGUCGCAUUCGUGGAGAAAGAGCUUCGCAUUUUACCUAUCGUUGUUGCGUUAUACGCUUCGCUGUAAAAUUUUUAUUACAAUUAAAGACAAUGGCUCGCACCAAGCAGACUGCUCGUAAAUCAACUGGUGGAAAGGCUCCACGGAAACAAUUGGCUACUAAAGCUGCUCGUAAGAGUGCCCCAGCUACCGGCGGAGUGAAGAAACCUCAUCGCUACAGACCUGGAACUGUUGCUCUUCGUGAAAUUCGGAGAUAUCAAAAGAGCACUGAAUUACUGAUCAGAAAAUUACCAUUUCAACGUUUAGUUCGUGAAAUUGCUCAAGAUUUCAAGACCGAUUUGAGAUUCCAGAGCUCCGCUGUCAUGGCCUUGCAAGAAGCUAGCGAAGCUUAUCUCGUUGGUCUCUUUGAAGAUACCAACUUGUGCGCAAUCCAUGCUAAGCGUGUAACAAUUAUGCCCAAAGACAUUCAGUUGGCUCGUCGUAUUCGUGGAGAAAGAGCUUAAACAGCUCACAUGAACAAUCGGCCCUUUUUAGGGCCAUAACUUUCUUCAAUGUAGAAACUCCAAGUUUUGAACUAUACGUUUGAAAUAUCCUACAAUUGAAAUUUGAGCGAGGUGUUUAUAAAAGACAAAUAUAUUUAUGAAGCAUUUUC